AUGGGCAAAAAACGAAAGCAUCAGGACUCGGAAACCGACGAUUCGAUGAAAAAACCCAAACAUGAGGAUGUUGAAACUAACGGUGUGGCCAACAUAUCAAUCGCGGAUAGCGGAAAUUUCAAGGUCUUCCUGAUUAAAAAGCCAAUUGGAGUGAGUCUGACGGAUUUGGAGGCAUUGAAAUGGUCGGGCGAUGAUGAGAUAUUAUCGAAAACCAAAGUUAAAACUGAAUCCGGUGUGUUUCGUGCAAUUGUGGCUCCGAAGGCUAAAAAAGAGCGGAUGGUUCAUAUUCCAGCGGUGAGAGAACGAGAGGAAGAGGAUUCGAAAAAUAUUAAAGCUCGAAACUUUGUCGAUGGCUCCAUCACCAUUCUUCCCCAAGAAGUGAAACAGAAGAAUCUGGGUGGUUCGAUCUACGAAGAAGGCGAGGAGCCAGCUGAUGACACUACCACAGUACUACAUCCCGCUCUUCGAAAAAUCAAAAAGACGGCCGUUUUGGAUUUGGAAUCACGUCAGCAGAGAAACAAAGCAUAUGGAACCACUACCGAUGGUUCUGGACAGCCCCGACAGCUUUAUGAUAUUCUUAAAAAUUGA
Messenger RNA from Caenorhabditis briggsae, 588 nucleotides. RefSeq names its product Protein CBR-TAG-267 (gene Cbr-tag-267). The record is from RefSeq and is a predicted model, not a curated record. NCBI's taxonomy places the organism in Eukaryota, Metazoa, Nematoda, Chromadorea, Rhabditida, Rhabditidae. The transcript has 4 exons. The coding region runs from base 1 to 588 and encodes 195 amino acids.